UUCGGACUCCCGGGAAGAAGGAUUCAAUAAGGCGUCAACUUUGGUGGCUCUUAACAUCCCAAAACCAACGCUUGUUACAGCAAAUACUGCCGUCGGCGGCCCAUACUGUCCCAACAAGAAGUACAACAGCAAAUGUUAAGAUGGUGGUGGCAGGCAGUAAAAGCAAAGACCGAGAUCUUUUUUCAGUUAAAAAAAGAAGUGAUGCAAGCACUACCGAUAAAAAGAGGAAGAAGCAGAACAAGAGUGAAGGCAACGUACAGAAAAAACAGAAAUUGGAGGGUUUUUCAGCAGCUGAAAUACACCCUUUGACUUAUGAGACGUUGGUAGACGGACAGGUGCUACUAGGUCGUGUGUACGAGGUUCAGGACUAUAAUGUUCAAAUCAGUCUGCCACACAGGCUGAAGGGAACAGUGACCAUUGCUCACAUAUCUAAUGCUUACAGUGCCCUGCUCACCAAGGUCAAAGAAAAUGAUGAUGACUGUGAAGAGAGAGUGCACUUGCUGCAGGAACUCUUCAAGCCAGGCCAGUAUGUAGUUGCCCGAGUGCUACACGUUGAAGAUGUUAACAACAAAUUUAGAGUGAAUCUGACAUUGGCUCCCCAAGAAGUCAACUUUGCGGUCCAUGUAUCACAACUUGAGGUUGGCUUUGUCUUGUCUUGUGCUGUGUCAAGUGUAGAAGAUAAUGGGUUUGUUAUGGAUACUGGUAUUUCUGGUGUUAGAGCAGCUUUUUUGAAGGACACAGCAACAGAUGGUGCAGGAAUUGUUGGAGUGGGUAGUAUUGUUCGCUGCAUUGUAACCCACAUUACGAGAAGUGAUGAUACAUACACACGACUGCAGCUCAGUGCUAAUGCAGAAGCUGUCAGGAAGGCCACUCUCAGUAUCACUGAUACAACUAACCUGUCUCUUCUACUGCCAGGCACUGCAAUUAACACUUCUAUAUCAAAGGUAUGUUGA
Cherax quadricarinatus is the source of this 953-nucleotide messenger RNA. Lineage: Eukaryota; Metazoa; Arthropoda; Malacostraca; Decapoda; Parastacidae. The record is from RefSeq and is a predicted model, not a curated record.